Molecule: messenger RNA, 711 nt
Organism: Guyanagaster necrorhizus
Lineage: Eukaryota; Fungi; Basidiomycota; Agaricomycetes; Agaricales; Physalacriaceae
Exons: 4
Coding region: 144-341 (65 amino acids)
Biological process (GO): protein secretion
Source: RefSeq, a predicted model, not a curated record
ACAGCAAGAACGAUGGUGACGAAGAUGUCGCGACCAGAGAACGAUGGUCCCGGGCCGACUUUUUUUUUCGGGUUUCCGUUUGCUGCCGAUCGCGAAUGAACGCCUGACAAAUACCACCAUCCUGUCUCACCAAGACGACGGGCAUGCCGCCUGUUCUGCUCUCUCGCGGUCUUGACCCUUUGCUUGGAGUCUUCACUGGUGUUCUUGCCUACUACCUCUAUGAAACACACCCUCGAACAGGCCUUCCGCAAGAACAAAGAUUGAUGGAGCUCGCGCGAUGGAAAUUCGACAAGUGGAGGCAAGAGAAGCUCGCCCAGGAGGAUAGUACCGUCGAUGCAUGAAUUUGUCCUAGACGGACAUUAUUCAUAUCAGAUGGCAUUCGAGAUAAAACUAACAUAACCUCUACGGUUGGCGUAAAAACUCCAUUUUCAAAGAUUGGAUAUUCUUCGUGUUCGAGUCAAAUUGAAUGGAAUGUAGUCAUCUAUAAUAGCCAAAAUGCCUACGUCUAUGUAUACGAUUAUGGUUCAUUAUCAUUUCGACUACUCAGAUUCGCUAUAUAUCCUCGUUAUGUGCUCGCCACCGCCAGAAUACUAUAGGCACCAGCAAGAGACAGUAUUAUUAACAGUCCAAAACAGUCACUCGCAGGUCCCUUUCAGUCGCUUUAACGGUACCGUCCUUUCGUAUUAUAUUGUGGCGCAGAUCCCCAAAGCC